AUGUGUGAUUCGGACAAACAACUCCUCUCUUCUGAUCCAAGAAUAAUCUUAAAUGUUGGCGGUAUCAGAUACGAAACCUAUAGAUCAACUCUACUAGUAUAUCCUCAAACCCUUCUUGGCACAAUGUUUCAACCACGUAAUGACUCUUUACUUCAACCAUCCAACACUGGCCUCUAUAACGAAUAUUUUUUCGAUAGAAAUGGAUACGCGUUUCGUUAUAUUCUAGAAUUUUAUCGUACUGGUAAAAUUCUUUGGCCAAAAUCUAAUCCUUUACGUGCUCCCAUUUCUCAAAAUUCCUUAAAAUCUUCCUCCACGUCUUCUGUGACUGUAGAUAGUGAUAAAAUAGAUUGUUCGAUUCAUCAAUGUACAAUUCCAACUGCUACAGACUCUCUGGCAAAAAUAAUGCCCGUAUCAUUACACGAACUUCAACGUGAACUCGAAUUCUUUCAAAUUCCUUCUUCCCUAUCUCAUUCCUCUCCUGCUUCACAUUCUUCAAUCUCAUAUAACAUAGCUGCUCAAAUUCUUGAUGAUUUCAUUUAUAUUAUAGAAUCUUUAAUUUGUGAAUCCAUUGAAUCUUUUUCCCAAAAAAUUACUAUCAAAUUUUAUGAUGAUUCCCGACCUGUUGAGGUCUUUAUGGCAAGAAGUCGAAGAGACGAAGCGUUAAAAGGAUUUGAAAGUUGCGGUUGGGAAAUUUUGGAUUUAUUUGAACAAAAAAUAUCUAAAAGAUUGAAAAUUAUGUUUCCAGGUUUAAAUACUUACGUUGGCUACGUAAAUUCAAAUGGAAGCGUGAGUAGUGGGUAUAUAGCGGGAAAUGCUUUUUUACAAACCGAUAAUGGAAAAAGAGAUGUUAAAGCUAAAGUUUAUAGAUUAUGUUCAUUUUUUGAUCCAAGAGAAGUAUUGUCUAAUACUUUGAGUUUUGAAGAUAUUUCUGUCUCUGGAGGUUCAUGUGGUAACGAUAAUAUUAAAGUAUCUCCUAAAAAAUUAUAA
Dentiscutata heterogama is the source of this 987-nucleotide messenger RNA. The record is from the annotation of a GenBank genome assembly. Lineage: Eukaryota; Fungi; Glomeromycota; Glomeromycetes; Diversisporales; Gigasporaceae.